AAAAUAUAUGAUGAAAUGAAUGAAGAUUCUAAUCAUUCUGAUCUGAAAAUUUUGAAUAAUUUCGAUUUUGGUUUUUCGAGAAAUAAGAGUUACAAGAGCAUUCAUUUGCAUUAUUAAUCGUAUUAAGUAACGUAUUGACAUUGACCAAUCUUGUAGUCAAUAAUAAAUCGAUUGCGUGUUUUCGGUGAUUAAUUUGUACUUGGUUCAAAAUGUCCGUGGAAAUAAUCCCGAAAGAGCUACGUACUGCUCGUGCAUGUUUGGUAUGUUCGCUGAUUAAGUCUUUCGAACAAUUUGAAUUUGAUGGCUGCGAUAAUUGUGACGAAUUUCUGCGUAUGAAAAACAAUCGGGAGAAUAUCUACGACUGUACCAGCUCUAAAUUUGAAGGCAUGAUUGCAUUAAUGAGUCCAAAAGACAGUUGGGUUGCUAAAUGGCAGAGAACGGAUCGAUUUACGAAAGGAAUUUACGCCAUUUCUGUAGCUGGUCGUUUACCAAAUAGCGUUAUUCGUGAAAUGAAAAGUAGAGGAAUAGUGUAUCGUUCACGUGACAUGACCAACAGAUAAACAUUGAAGCUGUGGUUAAUUGGGAUACUGAUGAAUUAUUUUCCGAUCAUAUAAGUAUAAAUAUUUUGAACUGUUUAAAUUUAAGAUGUAAUAUUGUUUAUAUAAUGUUUUCAACGAGGAUUAAAAAUAUCCAUUUAUUGUUAUA
Planococcus citri (citrus mealybug) is the source of this 705-nucleotide messenger RNA. It is a transcript of the gene spt4, whose product is annotated as Transcription elongation factor subunit spt4. Gene Ontology annotation, cellular component: DSIF complex; nucleus. The record is from RefSeq and is a predicted model, not a curated record. Gene Ontology annotation, biological process: transcription elongation-coupled chromatin remodeling; regulation of transcription elongation by RNA polymerase II. NCBI's taxonomy places the organism in Eukaryota, Metazoa, Arthropoda, Insecta, Hemiptera, Pseudococcidae. Gene Ontology annotation, molecular function: RNA polymerase II complex binding; zinc ion binding. Bases 210 to 560 code for a protein of 116 amino acids. The transcript has 4 exons.